AUGGCUACUUAUUGCGUCGGCGAUCUCGCCUUCAUGGUCGAUGGUACCAACUCGCAAGAGAGGACAUACGUCUGUCUGUCUGUUUUUCCGGUCUUCGCCGCCAAUUAUUGGAUAAUAAUUGGAGGGGGGUCUCAAUUCUCUCUCAGGAAAAAGGAGUCAACAAAUUCUCGUCUUGAGAUACCAAACGAACGAGACAGAGAGAGAGACAGAGACAUACAGGAUCUCUGCAAAGUGUUAUCCGGUCUCACCGCGGCUGAUGCUACCAUCACGGGCUCCUCGGACAACCAAUUUUUGUUGUCGUCCGCGUACCUCGUGUUCUUUAUGCAAGCCGGAUUCGCGAUGUUAUGCGCCGGUUCGGUGAGAUCUAAAAAUACCAAGAACAUUUUGAUCAAGAACGUCUUGGACGCGUGCGUCGGGGCGAUUGCGUUCUUCAUCUUUGGCUUCGGCUUCGCAUACGGGACGAAAGAAGGCAAAUCAACGAAUGAAUUUAUCGGAAACUGGAACUUUGGCUUGCAAGAUUUCACCGAUUGGGCUGGUUUCUUGUUUCAAUGGGCGUUCUCUGCGGCAGCGGCGACGAUUGUUUCCGGUUCCGUCGCGGAAAGAACGGCAUUCCAAGCCUAUUUGGGCUACUCUUUCUUUCUCACCGCGUUCGUCUACCCAGUCGUCGUUCACUGGGUCUGGGAUGGAAAUGGAUGGCUCACAGCGUUCAAAGACAACGAUAAACUCUUUGACUGUGGUAUGUAUGACUUCGCCGGCUCUGGUGUCGUUCACAUGACUGGUGGCGUCGCCGGUUUGAUGGGUGCUAUGAUCGUAGGCCCGAGAACUGGCAGAUUCGGCCCGGAUGGUCGCGUCGUCGCUAUGCCGGGACACAACGCCUCGUUAGUUGUCUUGGGUACGUUUAUUCUUUGGGUCGGAUGGUACGGUUUUAACCCGGGGUCACAGUUGGCAAUCAUUGGUUCGGAAGCCGUCGUCGCUAGAACCGCCGUCUCGACUACUUUAUCCGCCGCCGCCGGCGGCGUGACUGCCAUGGCCAUCAACUAUGGAUUAUAUCACGUUUGGGACUUGAUUGCCGUGUGCAACGGUGUUUUGGCUGGUUUAGUCGGCAUCACCGCCGGUUGCUCCGUCACCGAACCGUGGACUGCUAUCGUUUGCGGCUUUAUCUCCGCGUGGGUCAUCCACGGCGCUGGUAAAUUGCUCUUGAAGCUUAAGAUUGACGAUCCUUUGGAAGCGGCGCCGAUGCACGGCGCGUGCGGCGCCUUUGGCGUCUUCUGGGUCGGUCUCAUGGCAAAGAAAGAAUACGUCGCCGAAGUCUACAGCGGCGCCGAGAAGUGCGCGGGUGUCUUUUAUGGCGGCGACGGCAGUUUGCUCGGCGCCCAAGUCGUCGGCGUCAUCUGCAUUUUCCUCUGGGUCGGCGGUUUGCUCGGUCUCUUCUUCUUGGCGUUGAAGAAAAUGAACAUGUUGAGAACGUCUCCGGAAGAAGAACAGUUGGGUUUGGAUGAGUCCAAGCACGGUGGUUCGGCGUACAACAUGGAGUUGGUCGCUCCAAUGCCGACGGAAAUGUAA
This is a messenger RNA of Bathycoccus prasinos, 1563 nucleotides long. RefSeq names its product ammonium transporter. The coding region runs from base 1 to 1563 and encodes 520 amino acids. Gene Ontology annotation, molecular function: ammonium channel activity. The record is from RefSeq and is a predicted model, not a curated record. NCBI's taxonomy places the organism in Eukaryota, Viridiplantae, Chlorophyta, Mamiellophyceae, Mamiellales, Bathycoccaceae. Gene Ontology annotation, biological process: ammonium homeostasis; ammonium transmembrane transport. The transcript has 3 exons. Gene Ontology annotation, cellular component: membrane.